Scylla paramamosain (green mud crab) is the source of this 1952-nucleotide messenger RNA. RefSeq lists its product as uncharacterized. Lineage: Eukaryota; Metazoa; Arthropoda; Malacostraca; Decapoda; Portunidae. The coding region runs from base 127 to 1311 and encodes 394 amino acids. The transcript has 2 exons. The record is from RefSeq and is a predicted model, not a curated record.
AGGGCGCAGGUGGAGGAUCUAGGUGACGGCAGAGGCUAAGGCGUUUGAGAGAGAGUCGAGUGCCUGCCAGCUCCUGACAUCGCCCCCCGCCGCUGAGAGCCACGCAGCGCCCGCACCACCGCCACCAUGCACCGGCACAGCAGAACACUGGAACCUUCCCCCGCCAGUGUGGAAGAGAAGUGGAGGAGGAAGCUGCCUUACCGCAUCUACGACUAUAACUACAAGGUGGGCGAGAGUUACUACAACCCCCAGACAUCCUACAUCGAGGAGCGGGACAACUUGUGCAAGAAGUCUGACCCGCCAGAGUGUGCUUCCUUCGCCGAGCGGUUCGCGGCUCGCCCCUUCUACGGCAAAUACGGCCUGCCCUACGGGGAGCACCAGGCUGCCCUCAACCAGCCCCUGGCCCACCCCAGGCGCUCCUCCAGUGGCAGUCGCGGUUCCAGGAACGAGCCUGACGACGAGCCACUGUUCGGUAGGACAGGCCGCGGCCGUGACAGGGCGCCCCGCAACCGACGACUCUCCUUCAGCUUUGACGAUGACGACGAGGACUUCGCGCCGCCGCCGCAGCCCAGGAGGAGGUUCUCGCUUGCCGACAGUCUUGACUUCAAGACGCCCGUCAGCAAGUACGUGGACUCAGACUACGGGUUCCGCUCUUCGGUGGGCAAGGAGAACACGGCCAACGACAAGACGGUGAUCCCCAACGUGCUGAGCGACGCCAUCAGGGAGGACAUCAAGAAGCUGGAGAAGCAGUUCCGCAAGGCAAACACGCUGGACCGCGGCACGGGCGGCAAGCGCUCCCAGAGCUGGACGGAGGUGGUGUACAACGACGCGAUGAACGCCCCGGGCAAGAGGUCCGUCAAGAGGGAGAACGUGUCCUUCACCGACCCCAAGACAGGCAGCAACGUGCGCAAGUCUUCCUACCAGGAGAGCAGCAGAUUCCAGAGCUCCAAGCCGCCCCGCGCCCCCCCGCGCCCCAUGCGCCUGCUCAGCAUGGAGGACGCCGCCCCUGAGAAGCCACGCGCCCGGCGGCGCCAUGUCAGCAUGAGUGACGACACGGACUUCAACUUGUCCUCGCGCAGCAGUCUGAAGAGCGACAGUGACGACAAGUUCAGCUCGGCGAGGAAGAUGGCGGUGGAGCGGCGCGCCAAGGAGUCCGAGGAGCUCACCAACAACAUCAACAUGAUGCUGGACAAGAUGAGGAAGCACAGCCUGGGCGAGCUGGACACCUUCCCCCUCAGGAACACCGACGUGCCCCGCCGAACCCGCUCCGUCCGGUCAAGAUUCGCUUCUUCCUACGGCUACUCCAAGUAAACUCUCACCACUGACCCCUAUCGACUCUGGCGGGUGUGAUCCGCCCCCUCCCCCACACCAUUGGUUCCCGCGUGGCGAGAUUCCUGUUCCAUUCUCUGCCUCGCGCCCGCCGAGCAGAAACGAUGAAAGAGGCUCAACGAAACCUUCCCAGACCAAAAUUACAGACACCCGCUCCCGUUCGAACACUUUGAGAUAGCUUAAGCUUCCCAUAAUACUUUUAUUUUUGUGACUGACUUCCUCCUUCCACCAGUGCUCGUGUAAGCGGUUUUGACGCGCAUAGGCAGCUUCCUGUGACGUCAUCAAUAACGUGUAGAUCUAUUGGAUACUGUCCUCGAGCGAUCCCUUGCAUCAUCCAAUCACAUCUCACCUUGCUGUGACGUCAUCAACUCUAUCAUUGGACUAACACUUUAAGGCUUCAGUAUCGUCAUAAUAUAGAGGUUUUUGUCUUGUUCUCCCCCACACAUCCCGCCCCGCGCCUCUAGCACAUAGACUGUUCGUGCCGUACAUCACAAUAUUCAAGCAAUUCUAGUAAGUCUAGCUAAAUUGUUCCCCCCGACGACUCGAGCCAGUCACCAGACUUGGCAACAUUGCUCUUGUUAACUAAUUGUAUAUUUUAAAGAAUAAAUAAAAGUACAAUGUCG